Molecule: messenger RNA, 3873 nt
Organism: Asterias rubens (European starfish)
Lineage: Eukaryota; Metazoa; Echinodermata; Asteroidea; Forcipulatida; Asteriidae
Product: neuronal acetylcholine receptor subunit alpha-10-like
Exons: 8
Coding region: 344-1798 (484 amino acids)
Biological process (GO): monoatomic ion transmembrane transport; nervous system process; signal transduction
Cellular component (GO): neuron projection; synapse; postsynaptic membrane
Molecular function (GO): acetylcholine-gated monoatomic cation-selective channel activity; transmembrane signaling receptor activity
Source: RefSeq, a predicted model, not a curated record
UUCAAAACCAAGCUGCGUGGUGAGGAGGGAGGAACUGUGAUGACAAGUGUUAUUAAAUAAUCACAUCAUAACUCAGGCUGAACCCACUUAGUCUGUCAUACACAGAGACUUCGGGAUCAACAUUUGUCAAAGUAAAUUUUGGACAAGUUUUGGAAUCACCUGCUUUCCGGACUACUGUUUUAGUCGAUCACCAAGUUGUACCGGGAGCUCCAUAUUUUGUUCUGCUAAAUUGACAUGUAGAAAGCGUUUCUCUCGGCAGAUUAAGUAGAAUUAAGACGUCAAUUGGAUUACUUAUCGGGAUCUUAUUGUGCGGGAAGGAGAACACCAACUUCUAUUUUUAAAAAUGGAGAGGUUGUUGAUGAAGAUCACCACUGCGAUGUGGAUCUGUUCCGUUUUGGUGGCUCUACAAUUUACAGGUGUCAGUGGGUCCCUUCAAAGCAAGAAACUUUACCAUAAAUUCUUCGUGGAGGAAGCCUACAACCACAAUAUUCGUCCUGUGUACAACAUAACUACAGUCACUGAUGUGGAUAUGCUCCUGUUCGUCUCGCAAGUCCUUGAUAUGGAUGAAAGGAAGCAGACCUUAACAACGAACAUGUGGCUCACAUUUGAGUGGAUUGACGAGUUUCUGCAAUGGAAACCACAAGAGUGGGGGAAUGUUUCCAAAAUCAAAGUUAACUCCAAUCUCCUGUGGACACCUGACAUUACAUUAUACAACUGCGCUGCCGACAACUAUGUUGCUUACCUCAGCAACAAAGUGUGUACAGUGUACAGCGAUGGUAAAAUAAACUGGGCAGCGCCAGUAAUCUUCAAGUCAUAUUGUAAUAUCGAUGUCACCCAGUUCCCGUUUGAUAAGCAAAGCUGUAAACUCAAGUUUGGCCCAUGGCAGCAUGAUGCAUCUGAAGUCAACUUGAAUGGCACAGGUGAUAAGUCUGUCUUCACCAGUGAUGGUGAGUGGGACAUGUUAGACCUGGAUGUAGAAACAAUAACUAGUAAUUAUCCUGAUGCACCGCAAUAUACUUACAAAGACGUCUUGUAUACUGUCCACUUCAAACGACGGUCCAUGUAUUACGUCUUCAAUCUUGUUAUGCCGUGCGUAAUGGUGUCAGGGAUUACUAUCCUUGGAUUUGUGCUUCCAGCCGACUCAGGGGAAAAGGUCAGCCUUGGCAUCACUGUGUUGCUGUCAUUGACGGUUUUUCUGCUCUUAAUUGCUGAGUCGAUGCCCCCAUCAAGUACUGUACCCGUUAUUGGACAAUACUACGCGGCAACCAUGCUCCUUGUGUCCAUUUCAAUCAUGUUGACGGUGAUCAUACUCAACCUGCACCAUCGAGGCCCCGUAUGCCGGCCUGUACCGCGCUGGAUGAGACGCCUUUUCAUUCAAAGACUUGGCCCAAUACUGCGUCUACAACUAACGCUCAGCAAGAAGACCAAGGGCAAUAAAGAGAACAAGCUCUUCAUGAAAAUGCAAGAGAGCGAGACCUCCAUUAUGGACAUGACGACACCAUUACAUCAGAAUCACCAGUCACCAGGAGACGAGUCUCCAAUUCAAGCCAUAAACAGUGGCCGCUACCUGAGUAAAGAUGGUCCCGAGAGGGCGUGCUGUCGCCAACAGUCUGAUAUCCUACGUCGCAUGAUGGAUCACAUGAGAGUGAUAAGAGAGCAUUACGACGGGACAGAGCACUCGGAAUUCAUCCGGGGCGAGUGGAAACAGGUGGCCCAAGUAGUAGAUCGCCUCUUUAUGAUUUUCUAUAUGAUGGGCACAGUUGCCACUUUACUCAUCAUAUUCAAACAGUUGAGUUAAAUUCAAGUGGAAUUACAUCAUCGUUAAAUUGCUCAUUAUAAGAACAGUACUGCAAGACCCUUCUACUCACAAAGUUAACAGUUGAUGCUUGAAACGAACUCUGAUCACAUCAUAUUAGUUUCCCAGCUCUAAGAGUUGGAUUUGGCCUGAAGUAAUGCAGACAUUCUUAAUGGGCAAUAGGUGAUGUAUUUACAGUUCAACUGACUUCCAAAUCGAAGGAACUCUAAGGGACAAGAAAACCUUCCUGCAGGUUUUGAUAGAAGUAUCUCCCUUCGUUGGUAAUUAAUUGUCGAGUCGUAUGUUAUAAUAAACAACAAAUCCAAACCCGUAUAUCUGACUUUCGAAGACACCGUAAAACAACUGAAUUAUGCCAACAAUCCUUUGCAUGUGAAAUCAGCUCGUUUCUGAUAUAUUUUGAUAAGCUUGGGAUGUUUGCAUACUAUAAGAAAUUUUAUGUGUAUCGAUAAGUAAUCGAACAAUGACGAGUAAUCAAACACUUUCGAUCAUUAUUCGCACUUCAUCGAUCAGUAUUCACACACUAUCGAUAAGCAAUCACACAGUCGCACUAUCGAUCAGUAAUCAGACACUAUCGAUCAGUUAUUGCACACUAUCGAUAUGUAAACUCCAAGAUUUCAGAAAAAAAACAAUAUUUCAAAGUCCAAGACAAUAGUUUGUUCUCAAACACUGAUGACAUCUUUGAGUAGGAUUAGGACAAAUUAAAAAAAAAAUACUGUUAAAAUUCUAUAUGAUAAUCUUUAAAAAAGUAUAAUCUACAUUUUUUUUUUUUUUCGAAUGAUAGAGGAUUUCUUGAAAAAAGAGAAACAGUAGUAGAACCUUUUACUGCUAUGGAGGUUGUUUAACUGUAGGGGAGGUGAGGAUGAUGAUGCUUUUUUGUGAUGAUUAAUGUACAUGAGUUGAUAUUAAAGAUGCGAGUGUGUUAGCUGGAUAUGUGGGUGGGUGGGGCUCGCUGUUGUCAUGGUGAUUGUCCUGGUGAAGACCAUGGUGGUGUUUGUGAUGAUGAGGUUGUUCUGGAGAUUGUCAUUGUGGUGUUGAGAGGUAUUGGUGAGUAUUGUGAUUGUCAUGAGUUAAGGAUGAUAUACUGAGGGUUGUAAUAGUUAGAUGAUAAUUGGAGGCUGAUGAUCAUUAUUUCAAGGUGUGAUGAUGUUGCGUGACUGACACUGUGUGGCCGUCAGAUGGGAGGAUUAUGCAUGGUUUGUGUUCGGGUGGUUGUAACAGUAAAGGUACUAGGCCAUUUAGUCAUAGAGCUGCUUAAGCAGAAAUAAAGUAGCUAAGCACAACAAAGUGACACUUACUUACCGGGGAAAAGGUUACUAGCCAAACUACGAUAUCACAUGUUCAGUUUGUGACUAGUAUCCUGCUUAUUACUAUUAAAGAACAGAAAAUGUUUAAGUAAUAUUUUCUGCUUAAGCAGCUCUAUGAAAAUGGGCACAGGUGGAAUACUUGGGAGGUGGUGUUGAUGGUGAGGUAGUCGGAUGGUGCGUGGCUAGCCUUGCUAAAGGCAGUCGCCUUGUUCACUCCGAAAAACACGCCAUUGUAAAAACCACCCGUACACACUGUGCGUGGUGCGUCCGAUCACACCGCACGACCUACCCGCAUACACACUGUCACGACGCAUGCGGACGGUGUACGGGGGCAUAGUGUCGUGCGAUGUGGUUACCUUUUACGCACAAUGUACAUGUACACGGGUGGGUUUUUAUACAGCGGCGGUCUUUUUUUUCGGAGUGAAUAAUUCGACUGCCUUGGAGCAAGGCUAGUGCGUGGCUUGUGUCGGGUUGUUGAGGAGAGGCUACCUGAUGGGCCAAAUUUCAUAAAUCCCGUAUGCACAAAAACUUGCUAAGCGCAGAAGAGUAUUGCAUACCAGAAACAGGUUAUCGGCCAAAACUAUAUUAAAUUUACACUGUUGUGAUUGGUGGCCCACUCACAUUUUGCUUAGCAAAGAAAUUUGUCACGCAAUCUGCUUAGAAGCUUUGUGAAAAUUUGCCCUGGUGGCCAGUUGAGAGGUAGUCUUGAAGUCAAGACGGUAAUUGUUAAGCGCGGUGUGUAUAGUUACAGCG